Molecule: messenger RNA, 1219 nt
Organism: Panicum virgatum (switchgrass)
Lineage: Eukaryota; Viridiplantae; Streptophyta; Magnoliopsida; Poales; Poaceae
Product: keratin-associated protein 5-7-like
Exons: 5
Coding region: 198-980 (260 amino acids)
Source: RefSeq, a predicted model, not a curated record
GGCCGCCACCAGCCCACCCUGCCUCGCGCUGUUUCUCUCUCUCGCGCGCGCACACUCCCCCCUGAGCCGGCCGACCCGCGCGACACGCCCGGGCGCCAGGCCAUACCGUAGCUGAGCUAGCAUCGUAGGGUUGGUUUGGCCGUUGGUCGAUAGGCACCGCGCGGGCGGGUGAGGCGGCCGGCGGCCGGCGGCCGAGGAUGGGGGAGGCGCCGCGGCCCAGGUCGCCGCCGAGGUACCCGGACCUGUGCGGCCGCCGCCGGCUGCAGCUCGAGGUGCACAUCCUCAACCGGGAGGUCGGCUUCCUCGAGCAAGAGAUACACGGGCUCGAGCGGAUUCAGCCGGUCUCGCGCUGCUGCAAAGAUGUCACCGAGUUCGUCAGCGCGAAAGUCGAUCCGAUGAUACCAGUAAGCAAAAGGAAACAUGGAUCUUGCAGCGUCUAUCGGUGGAUCAGAUCAAAAUUGCGCACAUGCUUCUCAUGCCUGUGCUGCUGUUGCCACUGCCUGCCCAAGCCCAAUGCGCCAAGCUGCUUCGGCUGCUCUUGCUGCGCCUGCCGCGACACGGGGUGGUGCUGUGCGCCGAGCUGCAGCUGUCCGAAGGCCCCUUCGUGCUGCGGCAGCCCUCCCAGCUGCAACCCGGGCUGCGGCGGCCACUGCCGACCGCCGUGCAGCGGCUGCUGUUCCGGCGACUGCGCCUGCGCGGGUGGCCCGUGCUCCUGCCUCGGCGCCCUCGGCCGGUGCCUGUCCUCGUGCUGCAGCGGCCUGCGGCAUCCCUGCUGCAAGUGCCAGUCGGCGUGCUGCGAGGGGGAGCCGUCCUGCCGGGGCAAGGGGGCCUGCUGCAGCGGCUCGUGCCUCGGCGGCCCGGCGGCGCCGUGCCCGGAGUGCUCCUGCGGCUGCGUGUGCUCCUGCCCCCGGUGCAGGGGAGGGUGCCGGUGCCCGCCGUGUGGUAACAACCCCUGCUGCGCCGGUGGAUGCUUGUUCUAGGUAGACUAGAUUGUUACUGUAGUAGUAGCUAGUGUGGUUGUUACUCUUCUUUUCUGUUUUGUGCUGAAUUAUAUGUGGCAUGUGAUGUGGGUGAAACUUUGCUCGUGUGUGUAUUCAGUGUAGAGAAUCAGCCUGGGUGGCAAAUGGUUAGAUGAAAAUUACAGCGUGAAUUGUAGGUAGCAUUAAGUGUCUACCAUGAGGCAUAAAGCCCCAGCAAAAUUCAGUAGACUGAAACUGAA